GCUCUUUAUGUAACUCUGGCUCGGAACCGCCGAGCUAUGGCUGCGCCGCGGAGACGGCCGGAGGAGAGAGGAGUGGAGCGGAGGGGGAUGAAGGCGACGCGGGGCAGCGAACCGCUCUCCAGCCGGCACCCUUGAGGAACCGCUUAUCGGACAUGGGCACCGAGAGCACGGUCAUGCUGGAGCUUGCGGCCGAAGCCUUCAGCUCCGGGAACUUCGAGCUGGCCGCAGAGAUGUACGGCGGCCAGCUGCGGCUCUCCGGCGAGCCGGACAGCCAGCGGGAGAUGGCGCUGAGGCGGGCGGACGCGUUGGCGCUUGGGGGCCGCCUGGCCGAAGCGUUUCAACUCUACAGGCGAGCCGCCAGGCUGGAGAGGUUGCGGCCGGCGCAGCUGGAGACACUGCUCGACUGCUUGGGCGGCAUCCGGAGGACGGAGAGUGCCUGGGGACGUGCGAGGCGGAAGGCGGCGGGAUGCUUCGCUUGCUCCCUGUGCCUGGGCAUCCUGUCGGAGCCGGUCACGCUGCUCUGCGGACACUCAUUCUGCAAGCGCUGCCUGCACAGGGAGCGGCGGCUAGCGCGCUGCGGGGAAUGCGGUGACGCCUCCCGCCUGUCCGACGUGCGCGGCUACCGGGUCAACGUGGUGCUCAGCAGCCUGCUAGCCAAGUGCUUCCCGAGCCGGCAGCUGGCAGUGCGCCUACGGCACGAAGGCGAUGCGCUGUACGCUGAGAGGCGGCUGGAGGCCGCCUUGGAGAAGUACGAUCAAGCGAUACGAUUAGCUCCGGGGGACCACGUGCUGUUCAGUAACCGCUCACUGAUAAACUCCAGUCUGAGGAACUUGCAAGCCGCACUGCGCGACGCAGAGGCAGCCUGCAGACUGCAACCUGGCUGGGCCAAGGGGCAUCUCAGGAAGGCACAGGCUCUGAGCAGCUUGAGGCAGCCUGAAGAGGCACUUAGUGAAUACCUUUUCUGCAUCGCUCUGGAGCCGGAGAGCAAGCCGGCCAGGUCCGGAGCGCUGAAGUUGCUGAGUGAACUGUUGGCCCCGCUGCCUGAUCGGGUCCAGGAGGGGAUUCCGAACUGCAGCAGCCUGCUGGCGCCCAGGACUGGGAUGAAGGGGGGUGCCUUCCGGGCCUCCGGUCCCUGCACCUGCUGCGGCCUCCUGCACUCCUGCAAGAACCACAAGAAGGGCUGCCCAGCUGAGGUGCCGUCCAGCGCUGGGGGUCAUGGGGGUGAAAGUGGGGACCCCAGCCAGCCUGGCAGCCAGCAUCCUGUUGCCCCCAGCCAGAGACUCCAUCAGAAGCACAAGCGUGGCUCAGAGGAAGAGGAGGGUGUGGGGAGGCACGAGUGGCCUAGCAAACGGCAGAAGUCAGUAGGGGCCCUGCAAGAUGCGGAUGUGUCCCCCCAGGCCCCUGACCUCACCAGUGUGGCUGGCACCGUUGAUGUCGCUGACCUCGAGUGCCCCUUGUGUAUGAGACUUUUCUACGAACCCGUCACCACUCCAUGUGGUCACACCUUCUGCCUGAAAUGCCUGGAGCGAUGCCUGGACCACAACUCCCAAUGUCCCCUCUGUAAGGAAGACCUGUCCGAGUACUUGGCACGGAGGCAGUACUGCAAGACUGUGCUGAUGGAGGGCCUCAUUGCGAAAUACUUGCCGGAGGAGCUGAUCGACAGGCAGAGAGCCAAUGAGGAGGAAAUGGCUGAGCUGUCCAACUUGAACAAGAAUGUGCCUAUAUUCGUGUGUACCAUGGCCUUCCCCACGGUGCCCUGCCCCCUGCACAUCUUCGAGCCCUGCUACCGGCUCAUGAUCCGCAGGUGCAUGGAGACGGGGACCAAGCAGUUCGGCAUGUGCCUCAGCGACUCCCUCAAAGGAUUUGCCGAUUAUGGCUGCAUCCUAGAGAUCCGCAGUGUGGAUUUCUUCGCCGAUGGGCGUUCGGUGGUGGACACGAUCGGGCGGAGGAGGUUCAAGGUCGUCCAGCACCGGGAGAGAGAUGGCUACAACACGGCCGACAUCGAGUACCUCGAGGACAGGAAGGUGGAGGGAGAGGCUGAGGCCGAACUGCGGAAGCUCCACGACGCCGUCUACGACCAGGCCCUGGUCUGGGUCAACUCCCUGAAGCCGGAGCAGAAGGAGAGGAUCGUGGGCCACUUCGGACUCAUGCCCGAGAAGGACUCGGAUCUCCAGGGGAGUCCCAAUGGACCGUCCUGGUGCUGGUGGCUGCUAGCCGUUCUGCCGCUGGAAGGCCGCGCCCAGCUGCCUUUCCUGGCCCUCACCUCCCUGAAGGAGCGGCUGACCGGCAUCCGCAGGGUCCUCCUCUUCAUGUCCCGAGAUCGCUCGCGAUGACCCGGCAGGACGGCUGCUUCCUGCCUCCUCAUCGGACCAAAUCGGACAGCGUUCUGUGUGUAGCUACCAUUGGCCGACCAUCUAUACUGUAUCAGCCUAUCGCUGUUUGGGAGAAGGCCUCCACAUGGAUUUUACUCGCUAUAGACUGUGUUUUUCAACCUACGUGCUUUAAAAAGGACACACAUUUUUUUAAAAUCUGUUUUGUCUGUCGUUUUCUUCAGUUGAAUGACUAAUUCUGUGUCUGAUUGCUGUGUGGCAGCCCUUAAAUAUGCAUCAUAUACUCUGUGGCCCUGUGGCUGCCCAUAUCCCUUCCUGCAAAAGGAGGAAGUGAUGUAAAUGUCCCUCCCCCUCUUUCUGCUGCCACUGAAGUGUCCGCAGUUGCAUGUGAAAGGCAUGCAGACAUUCUCGGGCCUAUAGUACUGAAGCGCUUAGGAGCCGGGUUGGGCAGUGUCACCUGGCCUGAAGCCCCAGCCACUCACAAACAGAAGUGAGAUCUGUUUAAAAAUGUGCUUUCUCGCGAUCUACGUGAACUUUUCAUAAGGGAAUGAUGGCAAGGGCUUCAAAGGCAGGAAGAACAGUGACAGCCUCAAGUAAAGAGUAGCCGCACCCUAAUGCUCGUGUGCAGAUGAGGGGCCUCCGCUUUCACUUUAUUAUAUGCCUCUGCUUUUUUUGCCAGAACCCUCCCGUUUCUUCCAGAAUGUUCCGGCAUAUGUUAUCAUGGCCCUGCAUUAUGCUGGCAUAGUUUGCGGCCAUUUUGAAGUUAACUUUUAAUCCCACAUAUCAGCAUGUCUAGGGUCUCAUCGCUGUGGCUGUCCUGCGUGGCCCCCAUCCCCCACAGUGUGAUCCACGCCACUGCUCUCCGAGGCCCAGAACCCACAUUGGUUUGUUCAUGCACAGUAGCCAAAAAGGGACGGACCGGGUCUCGGUGGGGCGGGUACAGGCGGGACCGGGGUUUGGUUCUGUUUGUCCAGGGAGAGCUCUUGCCCUCCCCAUCAGCUGUGAAUCGGCUCACUGACCCGCUGCUCUCCCUGACCUUCUGGCAUCUGGCGUUCCUGAUUUUCCAGUAAAACCAGAGAGCUUGCACCCCUCCCUCCCAACCCCAACUGUUUUCUUUUUUUGGAGGGGCAUAUAUGGGCUUAGGUUUGAAGCUUCCGAAGGGGUCGUGUGGUUUUGUUUCUGUACCGCAGUGUAACACACUGACCCUGCCCUACCCUUGGUACAGACAGGGAGUUUCCCUCUAAACAGUUUGACUGUGUUUGAUGCCUCUCCGGUGGCUAAAUGGAGUUUGAUUUCCACCAGGAACACCCUGUUCUGGUCACCGUUUCUCGCUCUGUGAAUAUCUUGUGCCUUAAGCUGAAUUUCUUCCAUGAUGCUCACACCAGGCAAUAACUGCAGAAAGUAGCAUCUCCACAGUUCAUAGGGAAUGACUUUUGUCUUAAUGAUUUUUUUAUUUUUUUUUGCUUUCAGAGAUGAGACCCAAUUUAACGAUAUAAAAUGCACUUAUGUCGUACGGAUUAUGAAACUCAAUCCCUAAUAGUACCAUAUCUAUUCUGGUUCUACUUAUCGUGGAUGUUCUCCUUUCACCAAUGGAGAGCCCAAAUGUAACCUAAUUUCAGUUUAAAAAAAGCAAUAGUUAAACUUUUGUUAAAUUGGGUCUGAUGUUACAUUUGCUGCAGGUUCUGUUACUGGAGUCAGAAAAGUCAGGAGUCCCAGACCCAAAAGCUGGGGAGAGCUGUGAAGGAGCUCUGGAAUUUAUAGGAGCACAAGCUUCUCUGCCGUCCGUCGGUCUGCUGAGCUGACCUGUGAAACCUUCUCCUGACUUUUCUGGAUCCAUCUGGUUAUCCUGCACUAGUAUCUACGUUGACCUACCUCCUUGACAGCUGAAUUUCGUUCUUCCACUGAAAAAUGCUUAAAAAAAAAAAAAAAAUUGAUUUUGGGUGUUUGUAUUUAUACAGUAGUGACUCUAAUUUCUUACUGUCAUUGUUGUGUGAAGUUGCCUCUCUGUACAUCUGUUUACAGCGACCUGAAUGUAUGUUACUUCUCUCUGUCGUUUAGCCAGUGCUGCGUUACAUGCUGUACAUAUUACACUAAAAUAAAGUGUUCGUUCUGUC
Paramormyrops kingsleyae is the source of this 4444-nucleotide messenger RNA. RefSeq names its product LON peptidase N-terminal domain and RING finger protein 3. Gene Ontology annotation, molecular function: ubiquitin protein ligase activity; protein binding. The record is from RefSeq and is a predicted model, not a curated record. NCBI's taxonomy places the organism in Eukaryota, Metazoa, Chordata, Actinopteri, Osteoglossiformes, Mormyridae.